AUGUCAACAAAACUAUGCCUUCCACCAUACCCGCGGGGCUUCCUCCGGUAUGGACAGUACGGAAGCAGCUUACGCCGGACUGGGCACGCCAAACCCAAAUCAACAAUGACAACCACUAUGGCCAGUUCGUCAAAGGAGACAAUGCUACCACCGCCUCAUUCCCUGCUCCCGAAUAAGAUGCUCCUCCGAGCAUUCCUGGUAGCCACCGUCUCGUCUCAUUCGUGGUUACUGCGCCCCGCGCUUGCGGUGUUGUCGAUGCUCAACCGCCCCAGGAUAUGGCUGCUGGAUGUAGACGGGAAUCCGGUGUUGAGGGGGAUUGUCAAGAAGACGUUUUAUAAUCAUUUCUGUGCGGGGGAAAAUGGGGAGGAGGUUAGGGGGACGAUUUGCAGGAUUAAGGAUAUGGGGUUCAAGGGGGUGAUUUUGACUUAUGCGAAGGAGAUUGUUGUUGAUGCGUCGGCGAAGGAAAAGAAUGCUGGGGGGGAGGAUGGGAUGGAGUCCCAGGAUGUUGAGAAUUCUGAUAUCACGGCGUGGAGCGACGGUGUUUUGGAGACUGUGGAGAUGGUGAAUGAGGGAGAUAUACUGGCUUUAAAAUUGACAGGCGCAGGUUCUCCCGCCAUGCAAGCCCUUUCUUCCAACCAGCCACUACCAGAGCAGAUGACGGCCGCGCUACGAAAGAUUUGCUCCCGCGCCGUCGAGCGGAAAGCGCGUAUCUUCGUGGAUGCCGAGCAGCAGUCUGUCCAACACGGUAUCGAUGGUGUGGCCUUGGAUCUCAUGCGGGAGUAUAACAAGGGCGGGGUGGCAGUGGUAUACAAUACGUACCAGGCGUACCUGAAAUCCACGCCAGCCAAUCUGUUGUCUCAAAUGGAUAUUGCUGAGAAGGAAGGCUUCACUAUCGGGAUCAAGCUCGUUCGCGGCGCAUAUAUUGCGGCGGAGCCGCGGGCUUUGAUUAACGACACCAAGCUCGAGACCGAUGAUAUGUAUAAUACGAUGGCGGAGGGUAUCAUUCGCCAGCAGUAUGGCCAUUUUGGGAAGGCAGACAAACCCUUCCCGUCGGCUCAGUUAUUUCUCGCUACCCAUAAUAAGGAGAGUGUACUGAAUGCGGACCGACUGAUCCAGCAAGAACUUGCGUCGGGACGACCAGCGACCCAGACACAGUACGGACAGCUGCUUGGAAUGGCGGACGGUGUUAGCUGUCGGCUAUUGCAGCUGGGCAAGGACUCUGGUGAGAGGACACCCCCGGAAGUAUUCAAGUGUCUCAGCUGGGGGACAUUGAAGGAUUGUCUGUCUUAUUUACUGCGUCGCGCGGUUGAGAAUAGGGAUGCGGUUGGGCGGACAAGAGAAGAAUAUCUACUCCUCAGGAGGCAAACUCUGCGUCGGCUGAAGAGGGGGUUCAUGUAG
Messenger RNA from Aspergillus puulaauensis, 1398 nucleotides. RefSeq lists its product as uncharacterized. The record is from RefSeq and is a predicted model, not a curated record. Gene Ontology annotation, cellular component: mitochondrion. Gene Ontology annotation, molecular function: proline dehydrogenase activity; FAD binding. The transcript has 2 exons. The coding region runs from base 1 to 1398 and encodes 465 amino acids. Lineage: Eukaryota; Fungi; Ascomycota; Eurotiomycetes; Eurotiales; Aspergillaceae.